AUUGUACAUGAAUUUCUCUUAAUCAGCUGAUUAUACAUUUAUAAUACUUAUAAAACGUAUUUAUAAUGCAUUUCUCAACUACCAGAUACAUACAUAUAUAACAAUACUAUCCUUUACGAAGCAUUUCCAGCUGCAGCAGACUCCAGUCUGAUUUCUCAUAAAUUCUAGAGCUAGAUGCCCUUCCUGGUGCCAACCACUUCACAGAGUGUUCAGGGUGCUUUUAUGUGGAAUUACACAUGCACUUUUACAUGGAAACACACAUACUCUAAUUUGCAGCACUUUCACAUGAUACUGGGCUUUUUGCCACCAGAGAGACAAGUUUUAACACUUCUGUAAUGGAGUGCAGGUCUUCUUGGAUAUAGCAAGGUACCAGACAUUUUGGUCCUUUCUCAUAUCACAUGAAUGGUUCAGCAUCCUGAGUUUGCUCUUCAGCACUUCAUGCCAUGUCUUUCUAGGCAUCCCACUUCCACAUGUUCCAUUUACUUUGAGAGAUUGGCACUUCUUUACGGAGCUGUUGGAAUCCAGCUCAGAUGUUAAGAACAUCGAUGUAACAGAAGAAACAUCCUCAAUAUCUACCAUGUUUUAAAGACUAAAGGAAAAUAUUAUACAAAACAGAUGUAUCAGAUUGUUUCUACAAAUCUGUGGAGGAAUUCCUAUGAAACAUUUCUUCUGAAAUAAUAUUAUAAGCAAAACUUGCGAACGUCACUGACUGGAGUGUCAAGAAGAGCUUGUGUGCUAAUUAAAGUUAGAUAAAUUUGUGUAAAUGUUGCUAAACAAAGGUAACACUGGACAGAAAUACAACACUAGAAGUGUUUGUAAGGAAUAAAGUAGAAGACAAAAGUAAGAAAAAAUAUAUAAACUGGGAUUUGAGAGGAAAAGUAAUGGAAAAGAGUGAGAAAAAUAGACAACUGAUUUCCCCUGGACACAUGGUAAAAGAGACAAGAUCAUUCGACUGUGUUAUCUGUACAAGGUCCUUCUACCAAAAAAGUAACCUGCUUAUGCACAAACGUAUUCAUUCAGGAGAGAAACCACAUCCGUGUGAUAUCUGUGGUAAAUCUUUCUCUCAAAAUAAAGUCUUAACUAGACACAAACGUAUUCAUACAGGUGAGAAACCUUAUCACUGUGAUAUUUGUGGUAAAUCAUUCUCUGACAAUAGUGUCUUAGCAAAGCACAGGCGUGUUCAUACAGGAGAGAAACCAUAUCAUUGUGAUAUCUGUGGUAAAUCAUUCCCCCAAAAUGGUAACUUAAUGAAACACAAACAUACUCAUACAGGAGAGAAACCAUAUCAUUGUAGUGUCUGCUUGAAAUCUUUCUCUUGUAAUAGUAUCUUAACUACACAUGAACGUAUUCAUACAGGAGAGAAACCAUAUCACUGUGAGAUAUGUGGUAAAUCAUUCUCUCAAAAUAGUAACUUGACUACACAUAAACAUAUUCAUACAGGAGAGAAACCGUAUUACUGUGAUAUCUGUGGUAAAUCGUUCUCUCAGAAUGAUAACUUAACAAACCACAAAUAUUUUCAUACAGGAAAGAAACCAUAUCAUUGUGAUAUCUGUGGUAAAUCAUUCCCCAAAAAUGGUAACUUAAUGAAACACAAACGUACUCAUACAGGAGAGAAACCAUAUCAUUGUAGCGUCUGCUUGAAAUCUUUCUCUUGUAAUAGUAUCUUAACUACACAUGAACGUAUUCAUACAGGAGAGAAACCAUAUCACUGUGAGAUAUGUGGUAAAACAUUCUCUCAUAAUAGUACCCUAACUACACAUGAACGUAUUCAUACAGGGGAGAAACCGUAUCAUUGUGAUAUUUGUGGUAAAUCGUUCUCUCAGAAUAAUAGCUUAACAAACCACAAAUAUUUUCAUACAGGAGAGAAACCAUUUUGUUGUGAUAUCUGUGGUAAAUCAUUCCCUCAAAAUAAUAAAUUAAGAGAACACAAAUAUAUUCAUACAGGAGAGAAACCCUAUCAUUGUGAUAUAUGUGGUAAAUUAUUUUCUGAAAGUAAUACAUUAACUAGACACAAACGUACUCAUACAGGAGAGAAACCAUAUCAUUGUGAUAUAUGUGGUAAAUCAUUCUCUCUCAGUAGUACUUUGACUAGACACAAAUCUAUUCAUACUGCAGAGAAACCUUAUCAUUGUAAUAUCUGUGGUAAAUCAUUCUAUCAAAAUAGCGAGUUAACUAGACACAAACGUAUUCACACAGGAGAGAAACCAUAUCAUUGUGAUAUUUGUGGUAAAUCAUUCUCUGAAAGCAGUAAUCUUGUUAUGCACAAACGUAUUCACACAGGAGAGAAACCGUAUCAUUGUGAUAUCUGUGGUAAAUCAUUCUCUCAACGUAUUCACUUAGCUGGACACAAACGUAUUCAUACAGGAGAGAAACCCUAUCAUUGUGAUAUCUGUGGUAAAUCAUUCUCUCAUAAUAGUAUCUUAAUUAAACACAAACGUAUUCAUACAGGAGAGAAACCAUAUCACUGUGAUAUCUGUGGUAAAUCAUUCUCUCAAAGUAUUCACUUAACAAAACACAGACGCAUUCAUACAGGAGAGAAACCUUAUCACUGUGAUAUUUGUGACAAACCUUUCUCUGAAAAUACUGCCUUAACAAAACACAGUCGUGUUCAUUCAGGAGAGAAGCCAUAUCACUGUGAUAUCUGUGGUAAAUCAUUCUCUCAAAAUAGUGUCUUAACUAGACACAAACAUAUUCAUACAGGAGAGAAAUCAUAUCAUUGUGAUAUUUGUAGUAAAUCAUUCUCUGACAAUAGUGACUUAACAAAGCACAAACGUACUCAUACAGGAGAGAAACCAUAUCACUGUGAUAUCUGUGGAGAAUCAUUCUCUCAUAAUAGUAUCUUAACUACGCAUAAACGUAUUCAUACAGGAGAGAAACCAUAUCACUGUGAUAUUUGUGGUAAAUCAUUCUCUGCCAACAGUGGCUUAGCAAAGCACAGACGUAUUCAUACAGGAGAGAAACCUUAUCAUUGUGACGUCUGUGGUAAAUCAUUCUCUAGAAAUAGUACUGUAAUUACACGCAAACGUACUCAUACAGGAGAGAAGCCAUACCACUGUGAUGUCUGUGGUAAAUCCUUCUCUAAUAAUAGUCACUUAACUAAACACAAACUCAUUCAUACAGGCGAGAAACAAUAUAAUUGUGAUAUCUGUGGUAAAUCAUACUAUCAGAAUAGUAGCUUAACAAAACACAAACUUAUUCAUACAGGAGAAAAACCACAUCAUUGUGAUAUAUGUGGUAAAUCAUUCUCUCAAAACUUUGACCUAACACAUCACAAAUAUAUUCAUACUGGAGAGAGACCAUAUCAUUGUGAUAUCUGUGGUAAAACGUUCUCUCAAAAUAGUAGCUUAAUGAAGCACAAACGCAUUCAUACAGGAGAGAAACCAUAUCACUGUGAUAUCUGUGGUAAAUCAUUCUCUCAAGAUGGCAACUUAAUGAAACACAAAUAUAUUCAUACAGGAGAGAAACGACAUCACUGUGAUAUCUGUGGUAAAUCAUUCUCUGAAAGUGGUACUUUGACUAGACAUAAAUCUAUUCAUACAGGAGAGAAAGGAAAGAGGUAGUUUCUAUAAUUUCAUGUUUGCUCUGUAUUUUUAAUAUUCCUGUGUUUUAUGCAAUGGAAAUUAAAGUAUUUUCACAGCUUGGAGA
Molecule: messenger RNA, 3645 nt
Organism: Octopus bimaculoides (California two-spot octopus)
Lineage: Eukaryota; Metazoa; Mollusca; Cephalopoda; Octopoda; Octopodidae
Biological process (GO): regulation of transcription by RNA polymerase II
Cellular component (GO): nucleus
Molecular function (GO): RNA polymerase II transcription regulatory region sequence-specific DNA binding; DNA-binding transcription factor activity, RNA polymerase II-specific
Source: RefSeq, a predicted model, not a curated record